Messenger RNA from Brenthis ino (lesser marbled fritillary), 867 nucleotides. Lineage: Eukaryota; Metazoa; Arthropoda; Insecta; Lepidoptera; Nymphalidae. The record is from the annotation of a GenBank genome assembly.
AUGUACUUCGUGUCGACUUUAAUGGGGCUGCUGUUUGGAUAUGGUCAAACACUAGAUGCAAACUGCGAUUUCGAACGAAACAUCCUAGCAGACAGAGAUUAUUACAUAAACAGCCUAAACUAUCCCGAAAGCUAUAGCGCAGGAGCGAGGUGCCGAUGGAUUGGGAAGUGCCCCAAAGGAUACAACUGCAGACUUGAUUGCGAUGACAUUGAUUUACCACAGACCCCGUCGUGCUCCGGAGAUCGUGUGGUGAUAUCGAGGACGGGGGACCCGCUGUUGACCUCAGGAGAGACUUAUUGCGGAGCCGGCUCUUUGACUGUGGUUUCCACUGGACAGAAAAUAAGCAUAGGUUUAAUUACAGCUUUAAACACUACUGGAGGCAAAUUCUCGUGUAAGUUGGCUGCACAGCUUCAAUCAACGACUCCGCUUGACUUGUGUCAGUGUGGAUAUCAAGGCGCGAACCGAAUUGUCGGCGGAACCGAGACAAGGUCUAAUGAAUUUCCAAUGAUGGCAGGAAUCGUGUACGUUGAUGAAGCUGCCAUUAAAUGUGGUGCAGUGAUCAUUUCUCGGACUGUUGUUGUGACUGCCGCCCAUUGCGUGAUAAAUAAGCGUAAAGAUAAUGUAGCUGUUAUUGUUGGAGAACCCGAUACUGCAACCGGAGCCCGCACGUACGACUGCGGCGGCGACAUUUUCCUCGGUGACCGAACCGUCAAGACCUAUAUAAUAAUAAGCCUGACUAACAGCAGGCGCUGGUCAAUGCCCGCCAGUUUUGCGUCGAUGAGGGCCCCUACUGAGGAGAUACGAGAGGCCCUCAGCUCCUCCAGUGCAUCCCCCUGCAAAGAUGAGGGCGGAGCAUUCGCAGAGGGC